CAACGCGUGCCCUGGACCUUGUGUGCGCCGACGACAACACGUCCACCACCAACCCCGGCGCGAAGCAAACCUGCCCGGACUCUAGCCCAACCGCAGAAAUGCUUGACGUUGAAGAUUUUGACGCUGUCUAUCGUGGCCUCAACUACAAUGAGGGCCUCGUACAAGAGAUUCAGUCAUAUCGAACUGCCCUUGGCGGGCGCACAUACUUCGAGCGGUUGCUAGUCCUCCUCCAGAUCAAAGGAAGCAAGCUGUACCCGCCCAAAUCCCCGCAACAACUCCAGGAUCUCCAUCAACGCAUCGUCUCCGCCGAGACAACACUACAUAACAAACAUUGCCUCGUCUUCUAUUUGCUCAAAGACUUGUCGCCGCAACAUCAUGACACAACAGAACUUUCUGAAGCAUUCGCUAAGGAAGUGCAUCUCGAAAAACGGUUCUGGACGUUUGUUGAAGGGCUGUGGUUUCUCGAUCACCUCCAGUUCUCAACCGCGGUUGGGCACUUGACGCAUCCGAGCAUAAUACCGACAUUUCCAGACGAGAUUAUGCACACUCUGUUAACUGGGGGAGAUAAGUUGAGCAGUCUGGGUAUGGGAGGUGGUCCCAAAGACGACGUACUGGCACUUGCAUAUUACAACUGUGUCAAGCCACCGCUGGAGGAUGAAAAGACACGAGUCGAAUUUGCAAAGUAUCUUGCUGGUCGUAAUGUCACCGAUAUGUACGAUUGGAUCCACAACAGACCCGAAUUCGAGCAGAAGCCACUUCUCGAGAUCCUUAUCGAGGAGACGCUGGACCACAAUGCGUGGGCAGAUCGUUCAGAACAUGAUGUGUACACACGAGACGCCAAGGCCUACGAGCUGGUCAGUCUGCCUUUUAGUGAGGAAGAAGAGGAGUUCAUUGAGAGAUUUCUCACUGAGGGCAGGGGGCGGACAUUUCCGAACGCCCAAGAUUUAGUGAUGAUGCGCAGAAUCUCUACAGGCAAGCUGGCAGAUGUCGCUUCUGAUGUAGCUACUCGUGGACGGAGAUUGGAUGGUGUGAAUUGGGACCUAUUGAAAGAUGGUGUAAAGAGAGGUUUGGGGCCAAGGAAAGACGAAAAAGACUUCAUUGUCUGAUAUGGUCAACCUCCUGGGACAUCUCAAACAGGCCACUUGCAUAGCGACCGGCGUUUAGGUAUUUGCUCUUCGAAAUAGAGCUAAAUCUAUCUUUGGUCAUGCGUAUGCCUCGAUCCGACUCUCCAUGGACGAGCAUGGCAGCUUCACGACACCUAUGUCUCUCCUUCGUUUUUGUGGGUUGAACUCCAUUCCUCGCCUUUGUGUGCCCAAGUGCCCAGGAGUGAAUAUCGUGUCUUCGGCAAGAGUGUGAGCAAUACACACGAAAGGUGAACAACUCUUCAGCCCUGUUUUGCAAGCCAUGACGGCUCCAAAAAAAACUAGUGAUAGCGUGUGUUGUCUAGUUGUAUACUUGGAACGAGGUAGUUGGGAAGCUCAGUCUCGCUUCAGCAAAGUUACUGGCGUGAACAAUAUGAUUUUGGACACAUCCGAUCUAAUUCUCAAAACUAGGAAAGGAGCAGACUUGUAUUUUUUUAUUGUGAG
Bipolaris sorokiniana ND90Pr is the source of this 1586-nucleotide messenger RNA. RefSeq lists its product as uncharacterized. The transcript has 2 exons. Bases 99 to 1106 code for a protein of 335 amino acids. Lineage: Eukaryota; Fungi; Ascomycota; Dothideomycetes; Pleosporales; Pleosporaceae. The record is from RefSeq and is a predicted model, not a curated record.